Molecule: messenger RNA, 846 nt
Organism: Letharia columbiana
Lineage: Eukaryota; Fungi; Ascomycota; Lecanoromycetes; Lecanorales; Parmeliaceae
Exons: 4
Coding region: 1-846 (281 amino acids)
Biological process (GO): translation
Cellular component (GO): ribosome; small ribosomal subunit; mitochondrion
Molecular function (GO): structural constituent of ribosome
Source: RefSeq, a predicted model, not a curated record
AUGUCAAUUCUGAGGAGAAGAGAUCAAUGCAGGAGCUCUCUGGGAACGCCGUCCACAAGAGCCAGGUUCUCGGCAGCAACAAGGUACAGAUCGCAAGAAGAUGCGGAAUUGCAUAAUCGUAACCUGCCGGAAAUGCCUGCGCCGUUUCAAACACCACCAAGCAAACCCGCAAAUGCUUCUACAGGAUUACUCGGUGAAGGUUACAACACAGAUGCCCAAAUGGCACAGACCACUCCCGAAGGACAGCCUCAGGAGUAUAUACCUCCAGAGCAGCGUGACGACCCACGUCUACCUCGAAGCGUUCAGGCUAUCUACCUUAAACCUCUGAAGCGGCGCGCACAAUACGGCGUGCCCACCUGCGAUCUGCAAUUACGGUCUUACAAUGUACGAAACGUGGAAUUCUUUGCUGACUUUGCCCUUCGGGCUGCCUAUUAUCUCCAUCUACCUGCUGCUGGGCCAAUCCCUUUACCGCGCAUCACGGAACGGUGGACAGUGCCUCGGAGUAAUUUCAUCUUCAAGAAAAGCCAAGAGAAUUUCGAAAGGAUCACCCUUCGGCGACUGAUCCAGAUACAAGAUGGGCAUUCAGAAACCGUGGAGAUUUGGCUAGCUUUCUUGAGGAAACAUGCAUACUACGGUGUUGGUAUGAAGGCCAACGUUUGGCAGCAUGAAAAGCUCGGGGUAGGGAAAACCAUGGAUGUUAGUCUGGAGAACUUGAAGCAGGCGAUGGAGCCAAAAUGGGCGCACUUCGGUAGGCGAAAAACUCUUGAGACUUCCGAGAGAGCUUUUGAGAUGAUGAAGAGCGAAGCCUUCCAGCGAACAGGGAUUCCGCUGCCGAGCAGUGCUUGA